AUGGAGUUCACACAAUAUGUCGAGCAGCUGAGGGCCGGCCAACAGGUUCAGUUCCCUCCCAAAGCUCACACUCUCGACUACGCCAGGUCGCUCGACGCACAAGAUCCUAUCAAGCUGCGGGACCAAUACAUCAUCCCCACUCAGGCGUCGCUGAAGAAGAAGGCUCUUGACGGCAAGAUACCGUCUAUUGCCAAUGGCCACGCCAACGGCCUGACUGAUGGCCUUGCCAAUGGGGACGCAAAGCAUGAGGAUGAGGAUUCUACGCCGGGUGUCUACUUUUGCGGGAACUCCCUAGGUCUGCAGGCCAAGGCUGUCCGGCAACACAUCGACGCCCAGCUUGAGACGUGGGCGUCGAUCGCUGUGCAUGGGCACUUCAACAAGCUGGAGAACUCGCCGCUGGCCUGCUGGCAGGACAUGGCCGCCGAUUGCGCCGCCCACUUUGCGGACAUUGUCGGCGCGUCGCCAGAGGAGAUCGUCGUCAUGAACACGCUGACGGUCAACCUACACCUGCUGAUGGCGAGCUUCUACCGGCCGACGGAGAAAAGGCACAAGAUCAUCCUGGAGUGGAAGCCCUUCCCCAGCGACUGGUACGCGAUCGAGUCGCACAUCCGCUGGCACGGCCUGGACCCGGCGCGGUCGAUGGUGCCGCUGCACCCGGACAACGAGGCCGGAGGUGACGCGUACAUCUCGACAGAGCGGGUCCUGGCGGCCAUCGACGAGCACGCCGAGGAGACGGCGCUGAUCAUGCUGCCGGGCCUGCAGUACUACAGCGGCCAGCUGUUCGACAUGCCGCGCAUCACGGCGCACGCCCGGUCCAAGGGCAUCGUGGUCGGGUGGGAUCUGGCGCACGCGGCGGGCAACGUGGAGCUGCGCUUGCACGACUGGGACGUCGACUUUGCGGCGUGGUGCACCUACAAGUACCUCAACGCCGGCCCAGGCGCCAUCGCGGGCGCCUUUGUGCACGAGCGCCACGGCAAGGUGGUGCCGGCGGCGGACGGCAAGGGCUUCGAGUUCCGCGACCGGCUGUCCGGGUGGUACGGCAACGACAAGACGUCGCGGUUCAACAUGGCCAAGGAGUUCCAGCCGACGCCCGGCGCGGGCGGGUUCCAGCUGUCGAACCCUUCGGCGGUCGACCUGGCGUCGCUGCGGGGCGCGCUGAGCGUGUUUGAGAAGACGAGCAUCUCGAAGCUGCGGAGCAAGUCCCUGGUGUUGACGGCCUACGCAGAGUACCUGCUAGACAGGAUACUGGAAGAGGACAGACAGAACGGAGCGGAGGCGUCGUUCAAGGUGCUGACGCCGCGGAACCCGAUGGAGAGGGGCGCGCAGCUGAGCGUGCUGCUCAAGGCGGGCCUGCUGGACAAGGUGGUGGACACGCUGGCCGAGGCGGGCGUGGUCUGCGACAAGCGCAAGCCCGAUGUGAUCCGGGUGGCGCCGGUGCCCAUGUACAACACGUUCGAGGACGUGUGGCGGUGCAUCGAGGCCAUCAAGAAGGGCGCGAGGGCGUGA
This is a messenger RNA of Thyridium curvatum, 1506 nucleotides long. RefSeq lists its product as uncharacterized. Gene Ontology annotation, cellular component: cytoplasm. Lineage: Eukaryota; Fungi; Ascomycota; Sordariomycetes; Thyridiales; Thyridiaceae. The record is from RefSeq and is a predicted model, not a curated record. The transcript has 2 exons. Gene Ontology annotation, molecular function: pyridoxal phosphate binding; kynureninase activity. Gene Ontology annotation, biological process: NAD+ biosynthetic process. The coding region runs from base 1 to 1506 and encodes 501 amino acids.